Drosophila ficusphila is the source of this 1179-nucleotide messenger RNA. RefSeq names its product putative gustatory receptor 22a. Gene Ontology annotation, cellular component: membrane. The record is from RefSeq and is a predicted model, not a curated record. Gene Ontology annotation, biological process: sensory perception of taste. The coding region runs from base 1 to 1179 and encodes 392 amino acids. NCBI's taxonomy places the organism in Eukaryota, Metazoa, Arthropoda, Insecta, Diptera, Drosophilidae. The transcript has 2 exons.
AUGUUACAACCGAAUAGUGAGCAUCGCUUUCGCCGGAGUUUGGCACAAUUUAUACUGAAGGCGACUUUGUAUGGAUCCUGGGUCCUCGGACUAUUUCCCUUCUUCUUCGACUCCAGGAGAAGAUGUUUGCAACGAUCCAAGUGGCUUUUGGCUUACGGCGUUAUUCUGAACCUAACCCUGAUAGCUUUGUCACUGCUGCCAGCCACAGAUGAUCACAAUGCCAUAAAGGUGGAGGUGUUUCAUCAAAACCCACUGGUAAGUCAGCUUGAAAUCCUCUUGGACUUUAUAAGCUGCGUGGCCCUGGUUGGUUGCCAUCUACGAAAUGCCUGCAAAAGUAAAGAGUUAUCUAAAAUUUUGAAUGAGUUCCUGAUGCUGGAACAUCGUCACUUCAGUGAGCUCAUCCUCAAGGAUUGUCCUCAGUUUGAUCGAUACGUGAUCUUCAAGGGACUAACGGUAUUUCUGGAGAUAGCAUCUUCCCUGGUGAUCUACUUUGGAAUGCCGGAUAGUAAUGGUUCGGUCCUCGAGGCUGUUUGCAUCUACGUUUCCCAGUUGGCGGCUCUCGUGCUCGUAAUGCACUUUCACCUGGCAGUGAUAUAUAUAUAUCGGCUGGUGUGGAUAAUCAAUGGCCAACUCUUGGAUAUGGCCACAAGACUAAGAAGAGGCGAUCGUGUGGAUCCCGAGCGGGUCAAUUUGCUCCUUUUCCUCUACAGCCGCGUCUUGGACCUCAACUCUCGCCUCGCAAAAGUAUACGACUUGCAAAUUACAAUUUUUAUGCUGAUUAUGAUGUCGGCAAACAUUUUAUUGGGCCACGUGAUGGUCAUCUUUUGGAUCAACGUGAAUAACUUCUUCUUGCCAGUUCUGAUUUGGCUCUUUAUUCAAGCACUGAUCAUAAACCUUUUGGAUCUUUGGCUGAGCAUUGCCUCUUGUGACUUGCCCGAAAGUGCGAGCAGAAAAACCUCACUGAUCUUGAAGUUGUUUAACGAUAUUGAAAACAUUGACCAGGAAAUGGAACGGAGGAUAUCUGAGUUCACCUUAUUCUGCAGUCAUCGCAGACUAAAAAUCAACCAACUCGGAAUGUUCGACAUCAACUAUGAGAUCGGCUGUUGUAUAUUCAUCACCAACAUUUCAUACGUCCUGUGCCUCGUGCAGUUUGAUUAUUAUAACUUGAAGUUCAAGUAA